AUGGCCGAAUCCGGCAAGGAUGCCAAGUUCUUUCAGCGCGGCAAGGUCGACGAGCUCCGCGCUGAGCUCAAUACCGACAAGAAGGACAAAGGAUGGGUCCGCAAGAAGACUGUCCUCAAGAAGAUCAUUGCCAAUGCUACCAUGGGCAAUGACAUGUCUGCACUCUUCCCCGACGUCGUCCAAUGCAUCAACAUCCAGGUUCUCGAGAUCAAGAAGAUGGUCUACCUCUACCUCAUCAACUACGCCCGAGCAAAACCAGAUCUCGUCCCAAAUGCGGUACCCGGCUUCUUGUCCGACUGCAACGACCGCAACCCGCUCAUCAGGGCGCUUGCUAUCCGAACAAUGUCGUACAUCUACGUUCCCACGGUGCUAACUGCAUUGAUCGAUCCUUUGCGACACUCGCUGAAGGACGCAGAUCCGUACGUUCGCAAGACAGCAGCUAUCUGUGUCGCGAAGCUGUAUAUGCAUGACAAGCGGUUGAUCGAGAAGCACUCAUUCAUCGGUAUGCUGAGAGACUUGCUAGCUGAUGCGAACCCCACAGUGGUUGCCAACGCAGUAGCAGCACUGGUCGAGAUCUCGGAACGAUCGGACAACAUUCAACUCAAGCUCAACCUCACCAUCGCCUCGAAGCUCGUGUCCGCCCUCGCAGAAUGCUCCGAAUGGGGUCAGACAUACAUUCUGGAAGCGCUCAUGUUCUUCGUACCCAACGACUUUGCCGAUGCCGAGAUCCUCGCUGAACGCAUCGCCGUUCGACUUCAACACGCCAACUCAGCCGUCGUCCUCACCUCCACCAAAGUCAUCCUCUACUUGAUGAACUACAUCGCCAGCGCCGAGUUCAAGGAAUCUCUCUGUCGCAAACUCUCCCCACCUCUCGUCACACUUCUCUCCUCGGGACCCGAAGUCCAAUACGUCGCACUUCGAAACAUCCUCCUCGUCAUUCAACGACGUCCUUUGGUGCUGCAAAACGAAGUCAAAGUCUUCUUUUGCAAAUAUAACGAUCCGAUCUACGUCAAAAUGGCUAAACUCGAAAUCAUCUAUCGACUCGCCAACGAGAGGAAUGUCGAGCAAGUACUUGCCGAACUUCGCGAGUAUGCGUCUGAAGUUGAUGUUGAUUUUGCUAGGAAAGCGGUGCGUAGUAUUGGCAGGUUGGCGAUCAAAAUCGAAUCUUCGGCAGAUAGGUGUAUCCAAGCAUUGCUAAGUUUGAUUCAGACCAAGGUGAAUUAUGUUGUACAGGAGGCGAUUGUGGUGAUUAAAGAUAUCUUUAGGAAGUACCCGAAUAGGUAUGAAAGUGUUAUUUCGACACUUUGCGAGAAUCUGGAUAAUUUGGAUGAGAGUGAAGCGAAGGCGGCGAUGAUUUGGAUCAUUGGACAGUAUGCUGAUCGGAUUGAGAACUCGGAUGAGCUGCUGGAAGAUUUCCUGUAUACUUUCCUAGAGGAGCCUGUUGAGGUGCAGCUUGCACUUCUCACCGCUACUGUAAAGCUCUUCCUCAAGCGUCCGACUGCGGGAGGAGAGUUGGUACCAAAGGUGUUGAAAUGGGCAACGGAAGAAGUGGAGAAUCCUGAUUUGAGGGACAGAGGUUUCAUGUAUUGGCGUCUGCUUUCCACCGAUCCGGAAGCAGCAAGGGAGGUGGUGUUGGGUGGCAAACCGGCGAUUUCAACAGAGACGGAUCGAAUGGAUAGGCAGCUACUCGAUCAGUUGUUGUUGCAUGGCGCAAGUUUGGCAAGUAUCUUCCAUAGACAGCCCCAGACGUUUAUCAGGGAUGCCAAAGCGAGAUAUGUUCCGGAUUCGCCAGCAUUAGACGAAAGUGCGAGGAGGUAUGCUUCGGCUCAUUUGUACAGUAAACCUGUUGCUAGGGGGCCGGUGAUGAAUGCUGCUUCGCUCAAUAACGGCAGCACUAGCAGCAGUAAUGAGAAGCAGGCUGCGAGGGAGGAGGUGGCAGAUAAGUUGCCGGAGUACUCUCAGGGGUCAGCUGCGGCGCCGGUUGGUGAUGCCAAGUCGAAGGGAGUUCAGAGAGCGGAUGAGGAGGAAGAGGAUGAUGAGGAUAGGAGGAGAGGUGGAGCAUAUGGUAGUCUCUUGAACGGCGGUGGAGAGGAUGGAGAGGCGGAUCCAUAUGCGAUGCUCGAGGAUGUAUUUGGGGCUUCUUCGAGCUCCAACUAUCAAGCUGAUAGGCCGACGCCCAAGUCUUCUUAUCUAGACAAUUGA
This is a messenger RNA of Ustilago hordei, 2202 nucleotides long. RefSeq names its product putative beta-adaptin. Gene Ontology annotation, molecular function: clathrin binding. Bases 1 to 2202 code for a protein of 733 amino acids. The record is from RefSeq and is a predicted model, not a curated record. Gene Ontology annotation, biological process: intracellular protein transport; vesicle-mediated transport. NCBI's taxonomy places the organism in Eukaryota, Fungi, Basidiomycota, Ustilaginomycetes, Ustilaginales, Ustilaginaceae. The transcript has a single exon. Gene Ontology annotation, cellular component: membrane coat.